GUGUCCCCACCCACACCCCAACAGUCAUCCUGAAUCAUUCAACAAAACAAACUGUCCCCUGUGCGUCUCCACGAGCAUCAAGACCAGUAUCAGUAAAAAAUGUCUCGAUUCCCCAGGAUUCUAGUGCUCCUCUCAUGCUGCACAGUUAUCGGCAACGCCCUAGAGUGCUACGUCUGUGAUCGACAACAGGACAACACUGGAAAAUGCCUUUCAACGAUAAACACCUGUGAAUACGAUCAGGACGCAUGCUUCACCGAGGUCAACUGGGGCAGCACUCCCUACUGGUCCCCAGCAGCUCAAAAGCAGCACUACAUAUCCAAGAAGUGCAUGUCUAAGAGGGAGUGCGAGAAAAUCAGGAAGGUGAAUAUGCCCGACUGCACGUACCUGUGGUACCAGGACUGGAAGUGCUCGGAGUGCUGUCAGGGGGAUCGGUGUAAUUAUUACAUAUUUUCUGGAGCUAGUAAAUACACAUCUUGGAGUGUCCUGACGUCGAUAGCAGUCAUCCCCCUGUUCUGGAGUUGGAUAACUGCGUAAUUUUAUUGGGAAGUGGUGAAGAAUAGAAUUUCUCCAGAAUCACUGAACUUUUUCAUGGAGAAUUGAAUUCUCCAGGAAAAUGUCCAAUGAAUUGCCUCCAGUAUCACUCAUUACCGAUAUAGUUAAGCAAUUACGAAUCGAUAAACGAAGAAUUGAACGAAAGAAAUCAAAACGUCCAGAGAAAUUUUCAUCGAGAAUUAAACUUUCUACAAGAUCUCGUCACAUUCUUCUCUUGAAGUGAGAUUAAUUCGUUCCACAAUAGAUAAAAAAUCGUCCAAAAGUGCCUUCUGUCAAAUUCUCCAAGAAUUGAUUACAAAACUCCACUGCCGAGCUCGCAGUACAUUUUUUACCAUUUUAAGAUAAUUUUCAACAGUUUUUCUGACGUUAUUUUUAAUUGUAAACGUAAACUCCAAGUACAAUUUUUUGGGUGACAAAUCAACUCCAAUUUCCAAAACAUAAUUUAGCAUUUUCUAUUGAAAAUGUAGAUCCUUUAAAUUUAAUUUUUUAACUGUAAAAAAAAAAUAGCUGUAAUGAACAAAAAUAUCUAAGUAAUUGAAUCCGUCCACGAUGUAAUGUAUUUAAUGUUCGUCCAUAACUAAAUGAUAACGAGAUUAUUCGCUAUUUUUUUUAUAAAUAAAUUUGAUAAAGGUAUUUAAAGAAAUUUUUGUUGCACUGAAUUAAUUGAUGGGGUAAUUCGAAAAGUGGAGAAAGUGAAGUGAUGAAUCAGAGCCCAUUCCACGAGGGAUUACCCGGUUUUCCCCCCACAAUUGAAUUGUAAUGCGAUAGAAUCUCUGUCUACAAUAAAACGAUUUAUAAUGACAACAGA
Molecule: messenger RNA, 1360 nt
Organism: Diachasma alloeum
Lineage: Eukaryota; Metazoa; Arthropoda; Insecta; Hymenoptera; Braconidae
Exons: 4
Coding region: 100-534 (144 amino acids)
Source: RefSeq, a predicted model, not a curated record